Messenger RNA from Musa acuminata subsp. malaccensis (wild Malaysian banana), 498 nucleotides. RefSeq lists its product as uncharacterized. The record is from RefSeq and is a predicted model, not a curated record. NCBI's taxonomy places the organism in Eukaryota, Viridiplantae, Streptophyta, Magnoliopsida, Zingiberales, Musaceae.
AUGAAGGAAUCGUCCCCGGCCGACUCCUCCGCCGCAGGAUCUCCGCUGGAGAUCUUCCCCUGCCGCAUCCGCCGCCGCCGCCACCGCCGCUCCCGCUCUCGCUCCCUCUCCACCGUCGCCGCCUCCUCGCCCUCCCUCUGCUCCUCCGCUGUCCCCUUCUCGUGGGAGCACCGCCCCGGCAUCGCCAAGAACCCCAAGGCGCUCCCCGCUGCCCGCCCCGCCCUCCCGCGCCCGCCACCCCUCCGCUCCCUCCCCGUCACGGACUGUCCCGCCGCCGACCCGUUCGCCAUCGCCCUCGCCGAGUGCGCCAAGGGCCCCCCGCCUGCCAAGGGCGACGGCGCCGACGACAGAUGCAGAGGCGCGGUCGCUGUCCGGCGGAAGGUCGCGGCGCUCGUCGGCUGGUUCGCGCUCUUCGACUUGUACGGCUCGUGCAAGGCCGCGGGGUCCGUGGCGGGCGCGACGCUCCGCAUUCCCCGGCCCGGCUCAGGGAGGAGCUGA